Molecule: messenger RNA, 3906 nt
Organism: Hypoxylon fragiforme
Lineage: Eukaryota; Fungi; Ascomycota; Sordariomycetes; Xylariales; Hypoxylaceae
Product: P-loop containing nucleoside triphosphate hydrolase protein
Exons: 2
Molecular function (GO): ATP binding; nucleic acid binding
Source: RefSeq, a predicted model, not a curated record
AAUCACCAGUGACGUACCCAAGUAAAUAUACCUAACCUAGUACCUAUCUACUCUACCUCCUACAUACUUCCCUACUCGAUAACGUACUAUAUGUAUAUAUCAUCUCAAGAAUAAGAAUGCAGUCCAACCGUAGGUAAAUGAGAUGUCCACUCUCAAGGCUGCCACAGUUUCAAACAGAGUCAUUAAGCGGAAAAGAAAGAGGCAAACAACCGAAGAAGACACACAAAGCAUAGAAGACACAGGAGCAGAACCGUUAGGAGAUUCCACCGGUUCAGGCAAGGAGCCAAGUUCUGUCUCAAUAGAGCUUGAAGAUACUCUCGAGAAAUCAAACGAUGGCAAACCAAUUAAGCGUCCUGGCGAUACCACGCGACGCCGAAAGAAGGUAGAUGCGGAAGUCAAGUGCCAAAUUGAAUGGCCGCAACUAUUCAAAGACUUGGAUAAAACACACCGCGCUUUAAAUUUAGUCUUUACCUUCUGUUCCACCCGCAAACACCUUGCUACCACUUUCGACACGAUUCGGACUGCAGUUGAGUCAAAUACGAAGCGUGUGUUGACUGUUGAAGAUGUGGCUGCCAUUGUGGCGCUGCGGCCCGAGGGCAUCAAUUUCACCUAUGUCGAUGAAGUAAUGCUACAGACCGAUAUCAAAGGGGCGGAACGAGAUACGACUUUUAAAUCUGGUAGAUCAAGGAACAUCAUGGUCCAAGGCCCCGCACCGGACGCCUCUGUUGGCGGGUUUACUGGCUUAGAUGGGAUAGGUAAUCGGCAUCCGGAUGAUCUACCAGUCAGUGGUAGCGAAGUCUUAUUCUUUGAAUUCGUUGACGAAGACCUCAAGAGACAAGUCCAGCACAAGAAAACAGGAGAGCCUACCAAUCCCAACAGGAGACUUCGGGAUGAGGAUUUGAAAAUGCCGGUUUACAGUCAAAAGCAACUGACUACGCUAAUCGAGAAGCGUAACCAAAAAUUCACAAACGCAGCGAGCUCCUUCAUAAAUCGUUGCGUAGAGCAAAACCUUGACCCCGAGGUCAUGCUUCGUCAAGAAGCCGAGGCAUACAUCCCAGUUCAGAAAGAAUUAGAAAUAGCAACACCAAACCCAGAAUCUAGCACUAUACCGGAGUCAAUACCUGCCGAGAGGAAGAGUAUCCCCGAAAUUAUUCAGGAACUCAAAGAUAGUCCUUGGUAUACUAAUCAGAUUGUGCCAGAUGGGCAUCGUGUGUUUGAAGCACAAGAGCCUGUAUUUGGCGAUCUUGAUUUUCUACUGAGUCAGGAUAUGGUGAACGCGCUGUAUAAUGCAAAGGGAAUUACUCAAUUCUAUGCUCACCAGGCUGAAGCCAUCAAUAGUCUCCAUGCUGGUCAUCACGUUGUAGUGUCAACCUCCACAAGCUCGGGGAAAUCCCUCAUUUACCAACUACCUGUGUUGCAUGCAUUGGAACAAGACCGUAAUACUCGAGCUAUAUACAUAUUCCCGACCAAAGCCUUGGCACAAGAUCAAAAGAAGAGUUUAAAGGAUAUGCUAUCAUACUUUACAGAGCUGCAGGAUGUUCUUGCCGAGACUUUCGAUGGAGAUACCCCGAUGCAUGAUAGGAAUCAGAUCCGCGAUGAAGCCCGGAUCAUCUUUACGAAUCCUGACAUGCUUCAUCUUACGAUUCUCCCCCAAGAGGAUAGAUGGCGGACCUUUCUCGCGAACCUACGUUACGUUGUCGUUGACGAGCUGCAUUAUUAUAAUGGACUAAUGGGAUCCCACGUUGCAUUUAUCAUGCGGCGACUUCGACGCGUAUGUGCUGCCGUUGGCAACCGACGGGUCAAGUUCAUAUCGUGCUCUGCAACCGUCGCAAACCCGCAAGAGCAUUUUAAGACAAUCUUCGGGAUCGACGAUGUACAUCUAGUUGAUUUUGAUGGUUCACCAUCGGGACGAAAGGAGUUCUUAUGCUGGAAUACCCCCUACAAAGACCCCGGAGACCCUACAAGUGGCCGCGGGAAUGCCAUAGCAGAAUGCGCUCGUUUAUUCUGUCAGCUCAUCCUACGUGGCGCUCGCGUGAUUGCAUUCUGCCGCGUGAGAAAACAGUGCGAAGAGCUCGUGACGGCUGCUAAGCACGAAUUAGAAACCUUGGGUCGUCCGGAAUGCAUGGCUCGUGUUAUGGGCUACCGAGGUGGGUAUACGGCACAAGAUCGUCGGCAGAUUGAGAGCGAAAUGUUCGAGGGAAAGCUUAUGGGCAUCAUCGCAACUACUGCUCUUGAAUUAGGUGUUGAUAUUGGCACGCUAGAUUGUGUCAUUACACUUGGAUUUCCUUAUACUAUCGCGAACCUGCGCCAGCAAAGUGGUAGAGCCGGCAGGAGAAACAAGGAUUCACUGUCUGUGCUGGUCGGAGACUGCUUCCCAACCGACCAGCACUACAUGCAAAACCCAAACGAGAUCUUUACCAAGCCUAAUUGCGAGCUCCAGGUUGAUCUAAACAAUAUACUUGUCUUAGAGGGGCAUAUACAAUGUGCGGCAUAUGAAAUGCCCAUCAAGCCUGUGGAGGAUGCUAUCUACUUUUCAAAAGACUUGGCAAAAAUCGCAGAAGAACGCCUCAUUAAAGACGAGCUUGGGUACUAUCACUGUCACGACAGGUUCAGGCCCGUUCCCUCCAGGUUCGUGGCAAUUCGAGAUACAGAGGACGAGCAUUUUGCUAUCGUGGAUACCUCCCAGGGAAGGAAUGUCGUCCUCGAGGAACUCGAAGCAUCAAGAGCCUUUUUUACUAUUUACGAUGGUGCUAUUUUCUUGCACCAGGGAACUUCGUAUUUAGUACGUGACUUUCAGCCCGACAGAAAGAUCGCGAAGGUGGAGAAGGUAAAGGUGGAGUGGACAACACAACAACGGGACUUCACCGACGUCGAUCCUAUAGAGACAGAAGCCAUACGGAGAAUUCCUGGCUCCCUGUCGCGUGCCUUUCAUGGCACGAUACGUAUCACCCAGAACGUAUUCGGCUAUUUCAAAGUCGAUAGAAAACGUCGGAUUCUUGAUGCCGUUCAUGUCGACAACCCCCCAAUUAUCCGGCAUAGCAAAGGCAUGUGGCUCGACGUUCCUAAGCUAGCGCUCGAGAUCCUCGUCGAAUGCCGCCUCCACGUAGCCGGUGCGAUACACGCUGCCGAGCACGCUAUCAUGAGCCUAAUGCCCAACUUCGUAAUCAGCAUGCCUGGCGACGUCAGGACGGAGUGCAAGUCCGGCCUGAAGGAGUUUGCGCAGAAGGAGACUUCGCGAAAGCGGCCCGCGCGCCUGACCUUCUACGACGCGAAGGGUGGCGCGAACGGCUCCGGCAUCAGCACGAAGGCGUUCGAAUUCAUCGACGUGCUGCUCGUCCAGGCGCUAGAGCGGGUCCAGCACUGCCACUGCGAAACGGGUUGUCCGGAGUGUGUCUGCUCCGAGUUCUGCAAGGAGGCGAACGAGGUCAUGAGUAAAGCUGGAAGCACGGUCAUCAUCAAGGCGCUGCUGAAUAUGCAUAUCGAUGUCGAGGCUCUCCCGAUGGGCCCGGAAGAGAUAAGCCCCCUGGGUAUCGAGACGGUGGUUGUGGCGAGACCGGUGCCGCUUCGGGGGAGGAGGAGGGGGGUUGAGGAUGUUGAAGUUAAGGUGGAGGAGGAGGAUGAUGGGAGGGAUGUUGGUGUGGUAGAGUAGGUUGAGGGGGGUGACCAAGGACAUGGGGAUAGAGAGCUAGAUGUGGUGGAAUCAAGAGCUGGUUUGUAGUAGUAUGAAUAUAGGGGCAACACGGUGCAUCACAAGAUACCUAUCUUGCUUCCUUGCUCAUUCAACUUGACAUCCAUUGUCUCUAUAAUGGUCCAGUAGGGGCUUUAGGUUCCCUAGUUAGCCAGCCCCUAUUUUAACACGCUAGGUAUGGGGAUAAUUCCUAAAGUCAUCACAGAGUGGGUCGUCUU